UUGGUCAAAGUGACGUAUUGCUGUUAGGACCAACGAAGUCAUUUUGUAAUAAAGAGAUUUAAAAUUAAUGGUUACAUUUUUUAAAUCAAUAAUUGUACUAUGAAUCAAAGUAUUCAACAAUCUGAUAAUAAUAGUAGUAUAUAAACGCUACGUUACAUGAAGUUUUACUCCUAAAGCAAGUUAUACUUAUAGUCUUACCUGUAUCAUGGAAAAGGAAUUUGUAGAAAACCUCACUGCAGCAGUGUCAAACGGUAGAACUGAUAUUGUUCGUUCACUAAUAUCAGCAUCUGAAAAAAGUAACAGUGAAGGUCAAGCAUCAGUGAUUGACAUGCUGAAUGAUUUGAAUACCCAACAUGGAACACUCCUUCAUUUAGCAACCAAGUUGGACCAUGUUGAUAUUGUUCGCACUUUGCUAUCAGCGGGUGCUAACCCUGGAGUGCAGAACAAGGAAGGAGAGACACCUUUAGACCUUGUGGCUACAGACAGAAUGGCAAUGGUUUAUGCAGAAGAACUCUUGAAGGCAACAGCUCAGUCUGAUAUAGGACGAAUUAUUCAGCUGCUUCAGGCAGGAGUUAGUGUGAAUGCUCAAGACUGUCCAAGUAGUGGAAACACAGCUUUACACUGGGGAGCAAGCUUUAGUAAUGUGGAAGUUGUGCAAUGUUUGUUAGACUAUGGUGCUGAUGUAAAUACAGUAAAUGGCAUGGGUGCUACUCCUUUACAUGAUGCUGUGCAACGUGGUGAUAUUGGAGUUGUGGAGAAGUUGUUAGAUGCAGGGGCCAAUCCUUUCGUGAAGGCAGUUAAAGGGAAGUUUGCUGGAAAAUCUCCAGUGGAUUUAGCAGAUGAAAAUUCAGAAAUGUAUCAUGUUUUGUGUUCUGGUCAUAUAGGAACUUGUGAAGCAUUAGCAGAUGGUCAUGAUGUUGCAGAUAUUCAGAGCUUAUCAUUGGAAUCUCUGGCUAGUGCAGACCAUGGGAAUCUUACGCCUAGUGUUAGUCGAUUGUCACUAACCUCGGGAGAUUCUCCUUCCAGACAAGAGUCUUUUGUUACACAUCAGACAGCUGAGCUCCCAACUUUAAUGCCACUUGCUACUUCUCAUCUACCUCUGGUGACUGAUAGUCGUCUUCAUCUUUUGUGGCCUCAGCCACGGAGAAUCGUACAAACUGAAGGCCACAACUUUAUACCCAAAGAACAGUUUGGAGUUCACUUUCUUCAGAGUACAGGAAAUGUAUCUGUUCAUGCUAUACAAGAGAUCUGGGAAAUUCAUCGUACAGAACUGCAAACACUAGGUUAUCAACUGAAUAUAGAUGGUAUACUACCUGCUUCCAGUAGUCCUGAAGCUAGAAUCAUCUGUUUGGUGAAUCCAGCACUGUUUGCUCAUAAUGAAAGUUACAGAGUUGCAGUGACUUCUUCUCAAAUUAGGAUUAUUGGAGGAGAUUUGGCUGGCCUUCAUCACGCGAUUAACUCACUGAUGCAGCUGUUGAGGUUAUAUUCUGGAGAAGAAGGAAUACCAACGGUUUUUAUAGAUGAUUCUCCAAACUUAAAGCAUCGUGGUGUAUUGAUUGAUGUUUCUUCUGAAGCUAGAAUUCCUACAUUGGAAACUUUGAAAGGACAAAUUGAUAUUCUUUCAUCAGUGAAAAUAAAUCAAUUGCAUCUUUAUGUAAGGUUUGCUCUCAGGGACAAUUGGCAAGUUCCUUAUAGUAAUAAAGAUCUACUGGAGUUAGACUACUACUGUUGUCAGAGGUUUGUAACUGUAGUGCCAACCCUUGAUACUGAUGGACAUGUAGCUUUUGAUCAGCUACCUGAAGUGUACAGGGCUUUUCAGGAUUUGUUAGCUUGUUUUAGUUGUUUACAGUCUGUACACAUAGGCCCUCAACUUUCUCGACUCCUGCUAAAUCCUCAGGAUGAAAACCACAAUUUGCAAGAUAUCUGGAGGCUUCUACCAUUGCAUCCAGGGACAGUGAUAUAUCUGAACACAAGCUGUUUUAAAGAAAAUGCAAAUCAAAUCCAAAAUGUUCCUCUAAAUAUCAUCCUUGUUGAAUAUGGACAUGAGGCAUCUACAGACUUCAGCACACCAUGCAAAUCUCUCACCCAAAGUGGAAGUACAAUGUGUUUAUGUGCUGGAACGUCUUCUUGGAACAGCAUAGCUGGCUGUCCCGAAGCAGCCGUCAGUAACAUCUAUAGAGCAGUGCAGGCUGCUAGCAGUCACAACCUACUGGGAUUGAUAAUAGCUGAUUGGUCAGGAGCAGCCCACCACACAGCUAGAACAUUUAGCUGGCCAGGCUAUGUUACUGGAGCAGGGCUGGCAUGGAACAGUACAACUCAUUGGGAUUACAUUCACAGUCGUCUAGGAGAACUGAUGAACAGGUUUGUGUUGUUAGACUCCGAAGAUGUUCUUGGUCAGGUUGUGGUGGAACUUGGACGUGCAGAAACGUACAUACUGCGGGCUGGUCGCAGCCAAGGAGACCACGAUAUUACCAAUCUACCAGAUCCUAAUGCAACAGUACUACAACAGUUAAUUAUUGAUCCUGACAGUGUGUGUCUAGAUAACCUUACCAUUGACAUCUUUCAGAAAGCUGUACGUCACAUUAAACGCUGCCAGUUAGAGCUGCACAAAGCUAAGGUGCAAUGUUUCCAAAGUGGAGAAGUAAUAUCAGAACUGCAGAUGGCUGUAGAACUUAUGCUCUUUGCAUGCAGAAUUGGCAGGUUGCUCAUUACCAAUGGGCAAAAUCCAGAUAGCCGUUGUGGGGUAGCAGUCAUCAACGUGGGUUUGGUCAAUCUUCCCCCAACAUCUCGCACUGACUUAGCUAACAAGUUAAUUGGGUUAACAGAGCAAUUCAGAGCUGUUUGGCUGAGCAGAAACUUACCCCCAGGUCUUCAUGCUUCCCUGCUAAUCUUCAACACCAUUUUGAACAGGUUAAUACCUGAUUGUACACAAACUCAUUCACAUGAAUCUGGUGUGCUGGAAUGAACAUAUGAGCUAUUUAGGGAUACAUUUUUGGACACAGCUAACUUUGCACGUGGAGUACUGAAUCACCAUUUCAAGACGCUCAUCACAGUAAAUUUUUAUGUUUACAAGUGACAAAGUGGUCAUGCAUUUCACAUCACUGGGUUGAAUGUGGGUGCCAUUAGUAGAAAGUGUUUAAUUUAAACUCGGCUAAAUGUAUACAUGUGUAAUAACAAAAACAAACUAACAUGUCUUAUUUUGUGUAGAAGAAAAUCCAUUUGUUUCAAUUCUUUAGAUAAUUUCCCAAGCUUCACCCAAUAUUUUACUUUGACAGUACAUCAGCAUCUGUGAUACUGUGGUCAGAGAAUGCAGACAUUAGUAUUUACAAGAAUUGCCUGAACCAAAUAUUUUAACUGUGAAUGAUAGUUUGUUUUCAUAAUCCUUUUUUUUUUAAGUUUUGUUCAAGAAUUAUAAUCAUUAAACCUAUGUACAAAAGUAGAAUCACAACAAAAAUGAUUUAAUAAAAACUUAUCACACAGAAAA
This is a messenger RNA of Limulus polyphemus (Atlantic horseshoe crab), 3484 nucleotides long. RefSeq lists its product as uncharacterized. Gene Ontology annotation, biological process: regulation of barbed-end actin filament capping; carbohydrate metabolic process; glycosaminoglycan metabolic process. The transcript is spliced from 22 exons. The record is from RefSeq and is a predicted model, not a curated record. Gene Ontology annotation, molecular function: beta-N-acetylhexosaminidase activity; protein binding. Gene Ontology annotation, cellular component: nucleus; membrane; cytoplasm. NCBI's taxonomy places the organism in Eukaryota, Metazoa, Arthropoda, Merostomata, Xiphosura, Limulidae. Bases 206 to 2965 code for a protein of 919 amino acids.